GCCGAGAACCAGGGAAAAACAAGGAAGUUGUCAACGUCGGUACGUACGGUAGACGACGCGACAGGUACAUUUUACGCGAAACAGGUGCAUUUUACUGGUGAUUUUGUUAAGUUAUCGUUUCCCCCCAAAAAUGGUGAUGAUGUUGAAUGUUCGCGAAAGAACACCCAAGUAGCUGUCAAUGGUGGAUUCGUGACAAAUAGUUGAACGCAAAAGAAGCAUUCGGUUUUGCGUAAAACUGUACACGUUCACACUGUCGUUGACAUAAUCUUCAUUCAACCACCGACCCAUCCACCACCCCACUGACCACCCAGACACGCGUGGCGUGUACUGUGCACACCCCCAUAUGUAGAUACCGGUAGAUUCAAAACAUUGCCGUGUUUACAUUCCAGUUUCGGCAAACUUGGUGGUAGAUUAAAGUACAACUAUGUCCAAGAAACAAGCAACUUAUGACGAUGCCCUGUACUGGACAGUCGAUGAUGUCGGGGAAUGGCUGCAACAGGUUGGUUUUUAUGAGUUUGUGGAACCUCUACAUAAAUGCAACAUCAAUGGCAAGGGGCUAUUUGAGCUGUCAGAAAGAAGACUGCAAGGACUCUACCCUAAUAUGCCGACAGGAAAGUCCGAUCCAGCCUCGAUGUUGUUUAAACAGAUAAACAAAGUCAAGGAAAGCAGAAGAACUGGCAAGAAAUCCAUGCUGUCAUUCGGAUGGGGAAGUGAAAGGAAACCACCUAAGGCACCGGUGCCCGACUACAGACAGCCCCAGACAAACAGACAAGAAUCUCGGGAUGGGCACGGCAGCGAAGAAGAAGGCUGGGGCAGUGAUUUCAGUGAAGAAGAAGAAAGUCCAGAGUUUGACCGAUCGGAAGAUGUUCACCCAUCACAAGGACAUUCACAGGGUCGUGCUCCAAGUUACAAUGGGUCCUCUACUUCUUCCUUCACCAAUCUGAGCUCCAGUGCCUCUGUGAAGGAUGACGACUCCAGCAUGUUGUACGAAGCCCCAAACCAAGAAGGAGAUUUUGAUCAGACAUAUGAAGUGCCCAUUGAACAGUUGAUGAACUCGAACUCGUAUGGUGACGGGGAUUGUGACGAGAUAUACGAUUUUCCACAUGAAGACGAAGAAGAAGACAACAGAAAUAGUCUGCAGCCAGGAAGACCACCUCACAAUAUACCGGGAAGAGCGAGUCCAUUGCCACCAGUUUCACCGCGACAUGAGCGGCCGUUGCCAACCCUACCCCCAUCCCAGCACUCCUGGCAACAGCCUCCCCCUCCGCAGCAAGGCCACAGACUCGCUCCUCACACACCACAGAGGCCCUCCCAGUCCCCACAUCACUUCCAGAGACAGUCGGAUAUCCCUAUCAAACAGGAGGAAGAACAGGAAGAAUAUGAAGUUCCCUGCAUAGCGGAACUGAAUCAGCCCAACUAUGAAGCUCCCAUAAUGGACACACAGGAAGAAGAGGAAAUACCCGAAGAGGAGUACCUUGUUCCAGUAGCAGAUGGCACAAACUUCAAGCCCCAGAGACCGCACUUUGGUCGUCCACCAGCCCCACUCCCCCCGACACCCGGAAGUGGAAGUGGAAUGCCUCCCCCAAGGCCAGUCAAACCCCCUGAACUGGCCGUCACCCCUACCCGGCCUCCUUCAGUGCCCGAUGAGGGGCCACCCCCGCCCAUCCCCACGCGGCCCAUCGCCCCCCGGACCCCCAUCGAGAGCAAAGGAUUCAGCAAGGUCCUCCCCGAUCCGCCCCCUCACGUCAUCCGGGAGGUCCUGAACAGACCCCCCGAAAUCCCCCGCGACAAGUCGCCCAUCCGAACCGGCCCCCACAUGAGCAACGGGAACGCCUGGCAAGACGAGAACCGGAAUUUUGUACCCCGGAAAAAAACCUCCGCGGGCAGUGCCCCGAAACUGCCCCCGCCAUUGCCAAAGACCCUUCCACGGGACGCGGAGCGGGCUCCAGAGGUCAGUGAGAACUCGGGCAGCGGCAGCGGCACCAUCGGCAGAAGGUUGCAGCAGUUUCAGGGGGCAGCCGAAGACACAGAGUCCAUGCGGCCGCCGCCGCUUCCCAGGCCGCUAGGGAAUAAACCGGAGUUGUCAGCCAAGCCGAACACAAACAAACCUGUUCAGUCGUGGCUGAAUACGGCCAUAGCGGAGGCUAACAAUCAGGCAGCAAACGUGCCCAGCCUUCCACACACCCCAGCAUCGUCGUCGGCACAUGCACCUCCACGACCAACUCCUAGAUCUCGGUUACCCGCAGAGCCUCCGACGAGCCCCGAACACAAGCCAACUCCCCCGAUUCCCACCAAGGAGCCUGCCAAACCAAUCAAGAAGUUCACUCCACACAGCAGCAGGGUGCCAGACCUUCCUAAGCAGAUACCCGCAGAGGCGCCACCAGCUCCCCCUCCUGACCCAAGAACCAUGCCUCAACCUCCCACGAGGAAUGAAAUGACGGGCUUUCCAUGGUAUGAUGCUGAUCUAAGCCGUGACGAAGCAGUGCAGAUCCUCAAACAAGCCAAAAUGGAUGGUGCAUUUGUUGUCCGGAACAGUACCAAAGGAGGAGACAACAUCCCCUACUCGCUGUCUCUCUGGUUCAACAACAAAGUCAGGAACCUACACAUCCGACUGCGGGACGACGGCAAGUACGCUCUGGGCACCUACAAGGACAACGAACAGGUUUUUGACACGGCAGUACUUCUUAUCCAGCACCACAUGACCAGUCCUCUAAUCUUGGCCGGAGACGCGGGCAAGACUUGCCUGAAGGUGGCAGCGCCAAACUUCCGCUGAUAGCGCUAAUGGGUUUUUUUGUGGGCGCACUCCUUGAUCGGCAGAAGCAGCAGCUUUUGUUUUUCAAGGCCGCGCCCAAGUCUCUUGUCAAGAGCUAUUUGUCUCGGUCUUUGACAAAUUACAAUGACCUGAGGAAAUGCUGAGGGUUGAUGGAGCCGUCGCCCUGGAAGCCGGCUUCAGGCAUGGCCUAACUUCCCGUUGAGCCACCUCACAACUCCAGUGAUUGGUUCAAAGUCAGCUUUUUCUGCCCACAAAAUUGACUAUGC
This is a messenger RNA of Patiria miniata (bat star), 3039 nucleotides long. RefSeq names its product extensin-like. Lineage: Eukaryota; Metazoa; Echinodermata; Asteroidea; Valvatida; Asterinidae. The record is from RefSeq and is a predicted model, not a curated record. Gene Ontology annotation, molecular function: protein binding. The coding region runs from base 425 to 2773 and encodes 782 amino acids. The transcript is spliced from 22 exons. Gene Ontology annotation, biological process: intracellular signal transduction; cell surface receptor protein tyrosine kinase signaling pathway.